UUCUUUUUUCUGUUAGCCUAACUGCUCACACGAUGUAUCUCUGUGAUUUUGAUAACUAGCAAGUAAUAGGCAGAUUAUCUCAAUUAAAUGGAAAUCUACAUAGAGAAUGUGUUUUCCAUAGACAAUGUAGCUUCUUCUGUUAUUGUUUAUAGGUAUAUCUGUAAAGAAGGGAGUUCUGUUCCCUGUCCCUCUGAUGAGAUUUCUGGCUAUCGUUGUCCUGCUGGUUUUUACUGUCCUUCAGGAUCAAGUAUAGAGCUGCCAUGUCCUCCUGGUACAUUUAGUCCAAUGCCUGGGGCAAGCUCAUGUCUACUUUGUCCUGCAGGAAGUAGCUGUAUGCAUGUAUCCACCGUGGAACCAGCGAACUGCCCACAAGGUAAUUACUGUCCUGCUAUGACUGUGGUACCUGUUCCUUGUCCAGAAGGUACAUAUAACUCAUUAGAAGGAGCUCUUUCAUCUGAUUCAUGUAAAAUAUGCCCAUCGGGGCAAUAUUGCAGAGGGGAAGGAAACUGGCAGCCUGAUGGUAAGUCCAUUUUUUGUUGGCUGUUAUGCAUCACACUAGGAGCACCUUUGUCUUGGGGUGAUAUUUGAUUCUGAGUGGCCUCAAUUUUCACAGCAAUUUAUAGACCCCUAGCACCCCUCGUUUCUAGUUUACAAAUGAAGGCCCUUAUUUCAUAUGGCACAUGAUGAACAAACAAGAGGGAAAGAUACAGCACUGAAAAAAGGCCUAAAUAGAUCCAUCAACUUGAAGGGGUAUUUGAACAUACAUAGAUAGCAUGGGAGGGAUAUUUUGGUAUACAAUAAGAAAAUUAAUUAACUAUGCAAUGAGCUGUGAGUGGCCACUUGAAAGUAUUUAACUUGGCUUGGAGUAACUAGAAAGAGAACUAAAACUGGAAUGAUUUAAUAAGUUAAUAUAUAGAAAAAUGCUUUGUUACUGCACCUAUUCCUGAUUUUUUACCUUUAAAAUAUGUAUUGAUUAACUAAGA
Xenopus laevis (African clawed frog) is the source of this 983-nucleotide messenger RNA. Its product is annotated as signal peptide, CUB and EGF-like domain-containing protein 1. The coding region runs from base 88 to 588 and encodes 166 amino acids. The record is from RefSeq and is a predicted model, not a curated record. NCBI's taxonomy places the organism in Eukaryota, Metazoa, Chordata, Amphibia, Anura, Pipidae. The transcript is spliced from 2 exons.